Molecule: messenger RNA, 1521 nt
Organism: Candida dubliniensis CD36
Lineage: Eukaryota; Fungi; Ascomycota; Pichiomycetes; Serinales; Debaryomycetaceae
Exons: 1
Coding region: 1-1521 (506 amino acids)
Biological process (GO): cardiolipin acyl-chain remodeling
Cellular component (GO): mitochondrial inner membrane
Molecular function (GO): A2-type glycerophospholipase activity
Source: RefSeq, a predicted model, not a curated record
AUGGGCGUAUUUGGAAGAGGAACAGCAAGUAGGAUAUCCAUUCGAUCAAUUUAUUUGAGAAACACGACCAAUUUUGUUGUUCCUGAAAAUUAUAAACCAAAUAGGUCGUUGCUCAAGCAGUUGCCAUGGAAAGCAGGGCUUGAUAUCUGGUGGAAGUCCUUGUCUCCAAAUAGACUUUCUGAUUUGCAGAAAGAGUUAGUGGAAUUUAUGCUUCCCUCUCAUUUGCAAGAAAACCAGAGAAUAAUCAAAGAGUUCAAAAAAACAACUAUCGAUGACAAGGGCAAUUAUAUCAAUGAAGUUGGAUUCAAGAUUAUCAACAAUGAAGAAAAACCAACAAAGCAUCUUGUUUUUAUCCAUGGUUAUGGUGCUUCUUUGGGUUGUUUUGCACGGAAUUUUCAAAUAAUCAACAAGUUCAAAGAUAACGAAUACAACUAUCAUGUUCAUUUCUUAGAUAAUUUGACAUUUGGAUUGUCAUCAAAUCCCAAAGUGAAUAAUGGUACCAUAAAUUACUGGCGUAUUCCUGCUCCUGCCACUGUGAAGCUAAUUGAUAAAAUCCCAACCGACUCAAAAAAGUUGUACCGGAAGUACUACAAAUUAAUUGAGGGAUACCAAUUGGAUCCAGAAAAUUUUGAACAAUACACAAGUUAUUUUACUCCAAUUUUAAAAGAUAUGGAGAAAUUUUAUUGCCGAGCGAUAGAUAAUUGGCGAAAAAAUAAUGGAAUAGAAAGUAUUGACUAUUUGGUUGGUCAUUCAUUUGGAGGGUACUGGUGUGGGAGCUAUUCAGUGAAAUUCCCUGAUAAUGUAAAAAAUCUAGUCUUGGUAUCACCAGUCGGUAUAGAGAGACACGUUCAGGCUGUCACAAAUACCGACCCAAUUUCAAAUAGAAUUAUGGCGCCGACGCUCAAUCCCACUCUGUACAAUUUCUUAAGCCGCCUUCCUAUCCUAUCGAAAAAACAACUUCUCAGUUGGUAUUAUAAGCUUCCACAUUUGCCUAGAUUGUUACCAUUUUUGGGGCCUUGGGGGGUUCAAUUAUAUUUCAAAAUGUGGAUGGGGAAGUUAUAUAAAAUAAACAAACUUAUUGAUAAACAUGGAGGCCCUCAAGAAAUUUUUACUAACAGCAAUGAUUUAGUUUAUGGUAGCAAAAAAGAACUCCGACUUAUUAUUGAGUAUCUCUACAAUUCUAUUACCAACGGAUCAAACAGCGACAUUUACAGCAGAUAUUUAUUAACUCCUGCAACAACAAGCAAAUGGCCGUUGUAUGAUAAAUUCUACGAAACUGUGAAACAAGACCCUGGACGAUUAAAGUUCAAAGUUCAUAUAAUGUAUGGGCAAUUUGAUUUUAUGAAUUCAGAAGCUGGUGAAAAAUUGGCGAAUUUGUUGAAUGAGAAUAAAGUUGAGGCUAGAUAUUACGAAAUCAGCGAAGGUGGUCACAAUCUUUACAUUGACAAUCCCUUUGAUACUAAUCAAAAAAUAUUUGAAAUUGUUGUGGAAGAUGCUACCAAAGCUAACAAUUGUAACUGA